Zeugodacus cucurbitae (melon fly) is the source of this 5149-nucleotide messenger RNA. It is a transcript of the gene ppk21, whose product is annotated as pickpocket protein 19. Gene Ontology annotation, cellular component: membrane. NCBI's taxonomy places the organism in Eukaryota, Metazoa, Arthropoda, Insecta, Diptera, Tephritidae. The transcript is spliced from 11 exons. Bases 1442 to 2905 code for a protein of 487 amino acids. The record is from RefSeq and is a predicted model, not a curated record. Gene Ontology annotation, biological process: sodium ion transmembrane transport. Gene Ontology annotation, molecular function: ligand-gated sodium channel activity.
UGCGAAUGCUGUGUAUAUGGCUUUAAUUGCACAGAUAAAUGAAUUUGCAUAAUUGUAAUGCGAAGUUUUUGCAUCAAGUAGUGAAAUGGUUGACAUUAAUGCACAAUUAUUUCAAAAUUUUGAUAUUAAUUAAUGUGGAAAAUUGAAUUGAACGUGAUUUUCAAAAAUAAAAACCGUUACAAGGGAUGUAAAUAUAAUUUUUAACGAGUAUUAUUGCGUUAAGAGUUUAGAAGACACAAUAAAGUUGUGAUUUGUUAUAAUAAUUCUAGAAAAGAACCAAUAAAAAUAUAUAAAAUGUGACAAAAUUACAAAUAUUUAUGUCAAACAGUAAUCAAGUGUUAAAAAUAACAUAUAUUGUACAUACAUACAUCCAUAUAUACAUAUGUACGUGUGUGUAACUCAUUGAAUUGAUAUUGGACGAUCACAACAAAUCGUACUUGCAUUUGCGCCACCUGUUGUUGAUACUUCCACUUCGUUAAAGUUCGAAACAGCUGUCAUAGAUGCCGCCAAACCAUUGUUUACAUUCAGUAAUUUCGCGAUAAUUUGCAAAUAAGAGUUGGAACGGAAGUCGGUUAAACUUUUGAUCGUUAGUGACUUGAUUAAAUGGUUUAAAAACGUAGAAAUGAGUUUUAGAUGUUAUUGGAAUGUUGGGCUUCAUGUUUAUUAUCUUUGUCGUGUAAUAUUCGCUUGUAAGGUGUGAACUUGAGUGAAGCGGCUAAUGGAGCAAGCGGUGGCCUGUGUUGGUAAUUUGAUAUAAGCAUUUUGUGUUAAAAUUAGUAAAUUUUAUCUAUUAGAUAGUGUUUUUGUAAAAAGUGCAUAUUGAGUGGUCCAUAGUACAUUAAAGCCUUCAGUGGCUUGCCUAAUAGUUGCAGGGGCAACUAAAUUUGGCCUCUGUUUAAUAACUCGUGUUGUUUGUGUCAUAAGUACAAUACAUGUGUUGAAAAGGGGUGUAUUGCAGUUAAAAUGUGUGAAGAAUAAUGUAAUAAAAUUGUUUUGAGAUAAAUUAUCUCGCUUAAGUGACAGAUUUACGACUUCCAAGUGCAUUCAAGUUGCUGUAUCAUUGGAUGAAAUCGCUGGAGCACUCUUCUUCCAUCAAGGAAUAUGAUCAGGUCAGUUAAGCGCUGGAUAACGGUACAGUAAAAAUGUGUCAACUAGUCAACACAAGGGAUUACAAACUCAAUUUGUAUCUAUUAAAUAUUGCCGGGAAAUGUAUAGAAAGUUGUGGGUUAAUAAAAGUUUUAACUUUUACACUGCAAUGAAAAUGAAAUGGUGCCAAAUUGAUAUAUGCAGAUGCAUGCAUGGCGGAAAUUAUUUGUGAGCUUACAUAACUGUGGUUUUUCCCUGCUCUUGGUGCUAUUAAAACCGCAAACUUCAUUAAAGUGCUCAACAGAUUUCCGAAAAUCGUCUGUAUGUAUAGUUCGGCAGCUAUUCGAUUGUGGUCAUGACUUACGCAUAUUUGCAUGAGCUCACAUAUCCCGCGUCGAAGCCACGCAAUGAAUUGCUCAUCUUCAAUCAGACGGCCGCAAAGGCAAGGCCGACAAAGAGGCCGACGUUAUGCCAAGUAGUGCUGCCAUAUUGCAAGGGCUACUGCGACAUCGCCUCCGUGCAUGGCGUGCGCUAUCUGACCGACCCCAAACGUCACUACUUCGAACGCGUCAUCUGGCUGCUGCUGCUCAUCGCCACCACCUGCAGCUGUUUGUACGUCUACAAUGAUUUGGCCGAUUUGUACUAUUCGCAGCGCAUACACACGAUUGUCGAGGACUCCGUGUCGCCCAUCUUCACUAAACCAUUCCCGGCUAUUGGCAUAUGUCCACGCAACCGCAUCAAUUGGCCAAAACUUAUGGAAGCCCAUGAAGUAUUUCUUGCACGGAAUGCCAGCGACGAAGCUGUGCGGACAUUUCGCCGUUUCUUCGCCAUAAUGGGUGAUUUCAGCUUUGGCAAUUUCUUCCAGUUGCGUCCGCUGUAUAAGCUGGAUAUGAAUCUGUCACUGCUGGACGAUGUGGACAUAAUGGAGGUCAUGCGCUAUGUCAGUUUCACAUGCGAUGAGUUGUUCGUACAACCCUGUCGUUGGCGGCGCAACGCAUAUAAUUGCUGUGAUCUCUUUUCGAUGGAACGUACGGAGUAUGGGUUUUGCUUUGUCUUCAAUUCGGUUAUAACAGAUGAAAGGCGCGAGCGACAGCUUAAGGACCGCUAUUAUCCGUAUCACAAUUCGAAGAUUACCGAAUUAUCUGGUUUGGAUGUUAUCAUAAAUCUCGACGAAAGCAAGGAACCGCCAAACGUUCGUCCCUCAAAUGGAAUCUAUGUUAUGGUAAAACAGCCGGAACAAUGGCACAGUGACCCACGCUUUAUCAUGCAUAAUACAUACACGAAAUUACCUGUGGUGCCACAAUUCACCUUAACCGACGAGCGAACACGUGCGGUAACACCAGAAGAACGACGCUGCUUGUUUCAAGAUGAAAAUCUACAUCCUCUAUACAAGAAAAUCCCAGGCUUGGAAUAUCGACGUGGUAACUGUUUUACACGCUGUCAUCAGGAAUAUGUUUUCAAGCUAUGCAAAUGCAAUUUGAAAUUGUUCUUUCCACAGCAUGAAAGUGAUAAUAUAACGGCAUGUACAGCAAAGGAUUUCAAGUGUCUCUAUGAAUAUAGAGAAGUUUUCAAAUCCGACAAUCACAUAUCGGAGAGCGAGUAUAUUGAGGAGGUGUCCAAUAACACUAUGAUUUGUAACUGUUUGAAUAGCUGCAAUCAGCUGAUAUAUGUCACCAAUUACAUAAGUGUGCCGUUAGAAGAGAUCAACGCCACAGAUGAGGUGAAACAAGUACACCUGGAUGUGCACUACUCCUCCACCUACAUGAUGAGAUAUAGCACACGCAUCCGUUACACUUUCGUCGAGCUGCUAGGUGAGUGAGAAAAACAGCUCACAACAAAAAAUGAAACUUUUUCACUUUGCGAUUUAAACGCUUGGAGUUAGAUGAGAUUUACUUUGUCACUUUUUUCCGUAUUUUCUUCUGUAUGAUUUUCUGAUUUUUCCAACACUUUUAAGCACUUUUCAAUUUCCCAAGCGAUUUUUGUUUGUUCUUUGACACUUCCAAUUUGCCACUUUCAUUGGUUGGUUAUUUCAACAUAUUUUUUACUCGCAUUUAUGCACACUUUCAAUUUGGUUUCAAUAUUGUUUCCCAUUCAAUAUCGAAUUAAACGUACCAUUUUAGCUUUCGUUCUGUUUCUUCUCUACAACUAUUGUAUAUACCAUUUUGUAUGUCUUUCACCAGCUAACUUUGGUGGCAUCAUUGGCCUCUUUUUGGGCGCCUCACUGAUGAGUGGCGUUGAGCUCCUCUACUACUUCACCAUUGGGCUUUAUACGUAUCUGCGUGAACGCGGCUAUAUUUUCACUGGCGUCAAUUUCUCAUUGGAUGGCAGCACAAAAGUUGCCAAUUUAAAUCAUAAAAAUGUAUCGAGGAAGCGCAAGCGAUUUUUGGAAAAUAAUAAUCACACACCAAAAGUGCAUUUGCGACAUUGAAGUUGGAGAUUAUAAUAUCAUAUGAAAUUUACUCAAAUAAUUUAAAUUGCAAUUAUAAACUGAUUAAUGUGGUUUCUGGUCAGUGAUUAUAUAAUAAACAAAUAUAAUAAAUAACUUUCAAUUUGCAUUAACUGCUAGAAUUGCUAUCAAAAACUAUUCAUUCGUAUAAAGAGUCCUUAGUUGCUUAAUGUUCAUUGAAUUAGACACAGUGCGCACGUAAGUGAAAUGUUUUGUGAAUGCUCAUCUGUCAGAAUAUGUUAAGUUAAGGUCAGUUUUCGCUGCAUACAAAUACAUAUCUGGCAUUUACUGCAAGUAUUCAUUCCCUAGAAUUGCAGGCAAACUUCCAAAAUCAAAUUGAAAUAUUUUAAUGCAACCUUGUGUAUUUGCGAAAUUGUAGAAAAUGCAAUAUUUAUGCAGCAGUAACUGUAAUCCACAAACAACAUUUAUUAUUCAAGCUACUGAAGCACCGGCUGCAUGGCAAGUCAAGUGCCUGUGGUAAAGCAAAUAUUGUAAAAACAGAUAAAUGUGAUGAAAUAAAUGCACUGAUAUGUGCUGGUAUACAUAUAAAUAAAUAUGUAUACAUCCGAAUACACACUCAGUUUAAAGUUUGUGCUAUAUUUCUGUGUAUAACCAAUGCUUGACCAGUGCUCAUAGUGGCUGCACUGACAGCAACUGCAGCAACUUUUAUACAACUCAUGCAAAUCACUUUACACAUAUAUACAACUUCGCUUCUUUACUCGUAUAUGUUUGUAUAUAUGUAUUCAUAUACAUACAUAAUUGUAUAUAUGUUUGUACAUUCUCAUUUCUUUGGGAAUUGUUCGCAAUCAAAAUAUUUUGCAAUGGUUGACCACAAGCCACUACUAUUCAAGCAUAAGUGCUCGUAAGCAUGAUCAUUAUUGUGAGUAAGUUUUAGUAAAAUAUAAAGCAACAACAACAACAAGCAAUGAAACCAACAGACAGCAAAAAUAAAAAUAAAAAUAAAAUUGUUUGCCUUUAUAAUAAAUUUAUUCAUUUGAUAUGCUUUUGUAUGGCUUAAAUGUAGUUAGAAGGUUGAAGCUCUUUAAUUUGGUAAACGAUUUGUGGAUAAAAAAAUAAAAUAAAUGUUAAAAUUCUAACAAUUAAUGGCACAAAAAGGUAAAAAUAAUAUACAUAUAUGCACAAUUGAAAACUCGCAAUUUAUUUAUUUAAUUUUAUUUAUAUUAUAUAAUACACAAUUUGGCCCACAUAUUCGGCAUAUACAUAUAUGGUAAAGUCUAAUAAUAUUAGACAUAUGGGUGCUAGUGGAAGUUAUGACACGAUUUCACCCAUUUUUGGCACGGAGACAUAUUAUUAAAAGAAAAAUCUUCCCUCUGAAGUUCUUUAAAAUAUCUGAGAGACUUAUCUAUAUUUUCGGUAAAAAUUUUAUUAGCAGCACUAAGGUCCUUAUUUUCGAUAUAUGAGGCCUUGAAAAAUUAUGGUUCGAUUUCGACGAUUUUUAUAAGGGCGAUGCCACACUAUAAAUACAGUAUUUGUGCAAAGUUCUGUUCCGAUAUCUUCACCAGUGCUUACUUUAAACAUAUAUUGUAAAGUAAACGAUUCAGAUCGACUUCGAUAAAUGGGAAGUAGGCGUGGUUGUGAACCGAUUUGCCAUAUUUU